Molecule: messenger RNA, 4468 nt
Organism: Peromyscus leucopus (white-footed mouse)
Lineage: Eukaryota; Metazoa; Chordata; Mammalia; Rodentia; Cricetidae
Gene: Lman2
Product: lectin, mannose binding 2
Exons: 8
Coding region: 196-1278 (360 amino acids)
Biological process (GO): endoplasmic reticulum to Golgi vesicle-mediated transport; endoplasmic reticulum organization; Golgi organization
Cellular component (GO): Golgi membrane; endoplasmic reticulum-Golgi intermediate compartment; COPII-coated ER to Golgi transport vesicle
Molecular function (GO): D-mannose binding
Source: RefSeq, a predicted model, not a curated record
CUCUAAAGUUGCGGAACCGCGCUCUACUAGGAUAGGAGGUUGCCCAGCCAAUAAGGCUGCCAUCGCGCUGACUGCGAGGCUUUCCUUCUUAACUCUCCGGUGAUACUCGUUUGGAGGGCUUCCGGCCGGAGACCAUUAGCAAAGGCACCCGGAAGGCGGAAGUCUUAGGGCGGAAGUGGCCGAGAGAAAAGGAGAAUGGCGGCCGAGGCCUGGCUUUGGCGCUGGGGCCGGGGCUGGGGCUGGGGUCAGCGGUGCCCAGGGAGGCCUGGGCUUCCUGGCCCCGGCCCAGGCCCCGCUACACUUCUACAUUUUCUUCUGUUGCUGGGGCCGGUGGCUGCGGAUAUAACCGACGGCAACAGUGAACACCUGAAGCGAGAGCACUCGCUCAUCAAGCCCUACCAAGGGGUCGGUUCCAGUUCCAUGCCGCUCUGGGACUUCCAAGGCAGCACCAUGCUUACGAGCCAGUAUGUGCGUCUGACCCCUGACGAGCGCAGCAAAGAGGGCUCGAUUUGGAACCACCAGCCAUGUUUCCUCAAGGACUGGGAAAUGCAUGUCCACUUCAAAGUCCAUGGCACAGGGAAGAAGAAUCUCCAUGGAGAUGGCAUCGCCUUGUGGUACACCCGGGACCGCCUUGUACCAGGGCCUGUGUUUGGAAGCAGAGACAACUUCCAUGGGUUAGCCAUCUUCCUGGACACAUAUCCCAAUGAUGAGACCACGGAGCGUGUGUUCCCGUACAUCUCGGUGAUGGUGAACAAUGGCUCUCUGUCAUACGAUCAUAGCAAAGAUGGACGCUGGACUGAGCUGGCGGGCUGCACAGCUGACUUCCGCAACCGGGACCAUGAUACCUUCUUGGCUGUCCGCUAUUCCCGAGGCCGCCUCACAGUGAUGACUGACUUGGAGGACAAGAAUGAGUGGAAGAAUUGCAUCGAUAUCACGGGCGUGCGCCUGCCCACGGGUUACUACUUUGGAGCCUCUGCUGGCACUGGUGACUUGUCUGACAACCAUGACAUCAUCUCCAUCAAGCUGUUCCAGCUCAUGGUAGAACGCACCCCUGAGGAGGAAAGUAUUGACUGGACCAAGAUCGAACCCGGGGUCAACUUCCUCAAGUCCCCUAAAGACAACGUGGAUGACCCCACUGGGAAUUUCCGGAGUGGUCCCCUGACCGGGUGGAGGGUAUUCCUGCUGUUGCUCUGUGCUCUCCUGGGCAUCAUCGUCUGUGCUGUGGUGGGCGCCGUGGUGUUUCAGAAGCGCCAGGAGCGGAACAAGCGUUUCUACUGAGCGGCCAGUCUGGCCGGAAGGGCCUGACCUUGGGCCAGGGCUCUUAUGUGAACUCUUUUUUACUGGGAUUGUAAAACAACCAAGCAACCAACCUUAUUUCUUAACUGUUUCAAAGAAAUAAUUAAAGUAUUUUCAUACAUUUUGCUUCUGGCCCAGCCGAGACAGCUGGCGGGACUGGGACUCAGGGUUUAGCAACCCUAUGGCUAGAGGUUCUCGCCCCAUCCCAAGCCAUGCUGUGGGGAGCGGGGGAGUCUGUUCUUGGGCGCAGCUGAGGCCCUGCGGGUGGCUGUCAAAACCCAAGAGGUUCCAUGCACUCACGGCCGGCUCCUUAGGGUCCUAGGAGAGGUUUUGUUCUGAGGUCUGUGGUGCAGACAGGGUUUGGGAUUCUGGGCCUUCUUGCAUCCCUAUAGCUUACGAAGGCAAAGCUCAGCCGCGGCUGGAGGACAGCUCACUCAGGCCCAGGGUGGGACCAUUUCCUCAAUAAAGUAGCCAGUCUCGGCCUCGUGACUGUCCUGAGGGCUUUUUCAUUUCUGGUCAUUUUCCAGUCCGUUCUCUGGCCUGCAACAGCCCCAGAGAGGAAGAAUGGUGAUGGUCACACUGUCCAGCUGGGGAAACAUGACUUUCAGGUCAAGCAAAACUCACCUGUACACAGGAAGUAACCUCAGCCCAAGGCUAUUAGGCUGCACUGGGGAUGGAGAGGGACAGUGACAGAGAUCUUGAGACUGGGAUGAUCUGGAAGGAGCCGGUGAGCCUGAAACGGAAGACAGCUGGGAUCGGCAGUGGUGUUCCUUUGGGUGCCUGGAGGGGACGAGGCCGAGGGUAAAGCAGGCGUUAGCAGGGCCAGCUUCCACCCGGGCUGUAGCCUGUGGCCGUCCAGAUCUCCCACCGCGGAGGGCUGUCACCUCCGGUCAAGCUCUGUCACUACCCUGCCCCUCUUUGGGGACUUUACCAAGUCAGUCUUUCGUCCUCAUCUUGGAACACAGUCAAGUAACGUUUGGUCUGUCACCCACAAGCAACAGCUGCCCGUGUGCUGCAGCGUGGCUUUCUGUAUCACUGCGGAAGUGACCGAUGCCCAGCAUCCUCGGUCACUUAGAGCUCUUCACUGGGCUCCUGGGAGCCAUCUGUCCGUGUCAAACUGCCAUGGUUAGGGGUCCUGAGGUUCUUCACUGUGACUUCUGGUUUCCAGCUUGUAUCUCCUCCACAGGUUCAUGAGCCUGUCAGGAACCACCGUCCUUUGGAAGCAGUGGGUUUGUUGGAGAAAGUGCUUUCUAUGUACCAUCUCCAAGUAUGCAUUAGCUCGUCUCCUCUGUGACACUUAGCAUGUGGGGACUGGAAAAGCAGUAGGUUUGAUGGUGUGCGUGUCUGUCUCGGAUGGUCCAGGGACAUCCGAGGCCUGGAAUCUGACCUUAAUUCUUGGUUUAACCUGAGAUCCUGAGUUACUUAGGCACAUUAGAAUCAAGAUUUACCUCUGCAUAUUAGAGCCACUCACCUUUCUAAAGAGCCCACUGCAGAGUUGGGGAGACUCAGUGGAUAAAACACUUGCUUUGCGAGCAUGAGUUUGACCCUACGACCCUCAGAAAAUUGCUGGGUGUGGUGAUGUAUUCUUGAAACUACAGUACUGGAGGCUGAUGGUCUUUGGGGUUCACUGGUCCAAUUGGUGACUUUCAUGCCAUAGAGGCACAUGGCAUUCCUGAAGAUCACACCCAAAGCUGUCCUCUGGUCUCCACACAUGCAUUUACAAGAACAAAAGAACCUCUGUUCUUUCCACACCUGGCCUAGUAAGUCUUAUGGGGUAGGACCAGGACAGGCCCUGUAAUGGACCCCAGACUUGGUGCCAGCAUGUAAAGUGAUCUUGUAGGCCUGUUACCUUCCAGGUGGGCUCUCCAUCUGUCACUGCAUAGCCUUGCUGGGCUGGUCCAGGUGGGCUCUCCAUCCACAUAGUUGUGGAAAAUUGUUUCUAAGUUCAUACCCAGAGUUGUCUGUAUUUUCACACAGGAAUAAAGUUCCACGUUUAGUUUUUUGGCACAUGUUCCUAAAAAUGGAGUUACUUCAUUUGACAUUGAAGUAUAAAUGUAUACCCUGGUAUCUGCUGUACAAUGUGAGAAAUACAAGCCAGCCAGCACAUGUAGCUCCAUUUCCCUUCCCCCAGAGAUGAGGGUUGUUAAAUUUCUUUAGAUUGUGUUGUAUUUUAAAACUUGUUUUAAGUAGUAUUUGGGUGUAUUCCUUAGCUGUCCAGCUCCAUGCUGCUGUGGUGCCUCUGGACUUGGAGCCCAAGAUGCCUCCUGGCUGUCAUGCUGGGGUGUGGCCGCACUUUCACCCUUCCCAGGACUAUUAGGAUAUGUUCUUGAACUGUGUUCCCACACAUCAUGAGAAGUGUGGGCCUGUAGCUUGUCUACAGUUCCAGUUUUGCAAGCCAGGGCCACAUUGCUUUCCACAGUGGACUGUGUUUUUCCUUUCUGCCCACUCCUUAGCACCUGACCUCAGAGUUCAGCUUGGGUGUGAAAGCUUUGCUGUGGGCUUUUCUGUGGCAGGCUGUGGGUCUCCACUUGAUCCUGUGCUUGCUAGAUAGAUGCUUUAGUACUGGCCCCUUUUCUCUUGCUGAUGUUCAGGGAUCCCUAUCUUCAGUUUCCUGGUUCCUUCCCACACGCUAGACUUCCUGAUUUGCUAAUGAUGUCAUUGAUGUGCAUUCUACAUUUACAUGGCAUUUAUUAAUCUUUUCCAAAGAUGGUUUUCCUAAAGGUUUUUAACUUUUGCCUUCAAAAUUUUGCACUUUCCUGAAGCGGGACGGGCGCAGUGCUGACGUCACCAUCCCUGCCGUCUCCACCCAUUGCAGCAGAGCUUUUCUGACUCACUCAUCCUCCAGCACCCAUGGCUGGCCCCCAGACACCCACUCUUGGUACAGUCACUUUCUCUGCUCAUCGGUUGGGAUGCUUCUCUUCCCAGCGUCCUUCCAAGGGAGGUCAUGUGAACCCUGGGGCUCAGCAGAGCUGGGGGACUCAAGGGUCCUCUCAUCUUCUGCCUGGAUUGUGGUAACUCUGAGGCUGCAGAAAUACCCGUGACUGAGGGCUGGAACGAGCAUUCACCUGUUAGAUAGGGGGCCUCAAGGACUGAAGAGCGGCCUCAAGCCUUAGACUGUCAACUGCUUGGGGGGGGUUGUUGUGUGAAAGAAAUAAAUACCUAUUUGUUCAAA